Messenger RNA from Paramecium primaurelia, 1872 nucleotides. NCBI's taxonomy places the organism in Eukaryota, Ciliophora, Oligohymenophorea, Peniculida, Parameciidae. The record is from the annotation of a GenBank genome assembly.
AUGGAUCAAUUUAAAAGAAUCAAGAAAAUAGGCAAAGGCAAUUAUGGAGAUGUAUUGUUAGUGCAAAGAAAAUCAGAUGAUAAGGUACUCUUAUUAUUUAUCAUUUCAGUUAUUUGCUAUAAAAAGAGUAGAUUUAAGUUUUAGAGAAAGCUAUGUUGUUGAUCCACUUAAUGAAGUUAAAUUGUUACGUAGUCUAGAUCAUCCUAACAUUAUUUCGCAUUAUGAUUCCUUUACUCAUAAUAAUAAAUUAUGUAUUGUAAUGGAAUAUGCUGAAAAUGGUAUCAAAUUCUUAUAACAUUCUUCUAGCCGAUCUUAGUAUGAUGACCAAUUAAGCUAAACAAACAUAAACAUAUAUAGAUGAAAAUACAGUUUAGUAUUUGAUUUAUGCAAUAUUAUAGAUUCUUGGCUGGUUUUCCUAGAUCUCCAUUGCUAUCUAAUACCUUCAUUAAUUGAAGAUAAUACAUAGAGAUAUCAAAUUAUAAAACAUCUUCCUCUGUACCAAUGGAAUUGUAACAUUUCUUAUUUAAUUUAAAGGUCAAAUUGGGAGAUUUUGGAAUAUCUAGAACUUUAGACAAUACCUUAGAUCUAGCUUAAACAUCAAUUGGUAUUAUAUUAUUUUUAUAUCAUAGGAACUCCAUUCUAUCUCUCUCCUGAAAUCUGUUAAAAUCAAUAAUAUAAUCAUAAAAUAGAUAUCUGGAUGCUUGGAUGUACUCUAUAUGAAUUAUGUACUCUCCAAAAACCAUUUAAAGGAGAAUCUAUUAGUGAAAUAGCUUUUAAGAUUAUUAAUGAACCUCAUCCUAAGAUUCAAAGAAAUUAUUCAGAUUUCAUUUCAUAAUUAAUAGAUGAAAUGUUAGAAAAGAAUCCAGAAAAAAGACCUGAUAUCUCGACUAUUAUCUAAUAUCCAUAAAUUUAAUCAGAAUUAUAUAAGCUAUAAGGACUUUAUAAGACUUAAUUUAAUUACAUAUUGCCUGUUUCACCUAUGUAAUCCAAUAAAUCUUCAUAAAAGAAAAUGCAUAAAAAUUCUAUUCAUUUUCUUGUUGAAUAAUCUAAAUAAUUACAAUAAUAACAAUAAUAAUAAUAAUAAUAAUCACCAUAAGUUUGUAAGUAGAAAAGAAGAAAAGUUUCUUUGCAAUAAUUAAUUUAAGAUACUUCAAAUUAGAAUUCUCCAACAUUUAAAUAAUUAGCUACUGCUGACAAUGCUAAUAAAAAUAAGCCAUUAUCAUUUAAUUUACAUACUCUUCCUGAUGUCAUCAAUGAAUCUAUCUAAUAAAAUUCAGCUGUUAUGGCUUAAAGAUAAUUAAGAUAUUAGAAAUCUAUCUCCAUCAAUACUCAAAUUGAUGAUGCUACUAAAAGAGGCACAAAUGAAUAUGAAAAUGAAAAUUAACCAACAUUACUUAAGAAUCCUAAAACCUUUUCAUUUGCAGGCUAGUUCUUAAAUCCUAAUGCUCCUACUUCUCCUUAGAGAUCCAUUUUAUUAACAGAUUUCCUUAAAAGAAAGAUAGGAGAAGAGAAAUUCCAAUAAAUGAAGACUCUUUUAGAAUCAUCUAAUAAUCCUAUAAAGAUGUUAGAUUAAGAGAAAGAAUUGGUUAGUGAAAUAUUAGGAGAAGAAAACAUGGAAUGCAUUAAAGUAUUAGAUAUUUCUUAUUUUAGAUAUUUAAAGUUUUGAUCAGUAGUUCAAUUACUCCGUAAGCUUAACAUACAAGAACUAAAAGUAGUCAAUCAUUUUAACAAUAUAAUCAUAAUGAUUAGUCUUUAAUUGAUUUAAUAAAGGAAUCUGAUUUAAUGCAAAAUGCAGAACACUCUUAGAAUUCAGUCUUUGAGAUUUCAUUUAAAAAUUUAUAGAAUUGCCAUGAUGCUUUUAAACAAUCGUGA